Molecule: messenger RNA, 2885 nt
Organism: Girardinichthys multiradiatus
Lineage: Eukaryota; Metazoa; Chordata; Actinopteri; Cyprinodontiformes; Goodeidae
Product: leukemia inhibitory factor receptor-like
Exons: 17
Coding region: 224-2878 (884 amino acids)
Biological process (GO): cytokine-mediated signaling pathway
Cellular component (GO): membrane; external side of plasma membrane
Molecular function (GO): cytokine receptor activity; protein binding
Source: RefSeq, a predicted model, not a curated record
UCCAGGUUUCUUCUGUUUGACUCACAGUCUGUAAGCUGGAUCCCCUGAACGAUCUGGACCUCUUUAUGUGAGCGUUUGUAUUUAAUUUGAUCAAAAACGGGUCAGGAUCAGAUGGUUUAAUGGUUGGUUUUAAAUGGACCUUCCUUAUCUUGCCACAUGUUUCCCACUAACAUCUGAAUCCCUGCAGGCGUUCCCUGUUAUGGAAUGACAACAUUGGGAGUAGAUGAGGAUCGGGAGGAUAAAAAUGAUCAUGUGGUGUUUUUUGUUUCUGAUUCUGUUCAGUCUAAGUGAACAGGAUGGACAACAAACAGGUGUUUCACAAUGCGGGCCUCAGAAUCUAAUAGUCAGGAGUCUGGACCAGAUGCUCCUGGCAGAGUGGAAAGACAAUGCCUCCUGCUUGACUUUGAAUGAACCAAUCCUCUACAAGAUGGCGGUUCUCAUUGAAAACAAGGAGGUUUAUUCUGAUGAAGUCUCAGUGACGCCAGGCGACAUCGGGUCGACUCAUUCCUGGAACUGGACGUCUCAUAUGCCAUUGCAGUGUGCUUCUCACACCUUCAGGCUUAAAUCUCAAAUCAACAGCCAGAUGAGCCUGCUGGAACAAGAAAACACUCUCCGUGGUGAAACCGGCUCUGGUUUGGAGAAAGUCUUCCCCCAGGAUGCGGUGCUUGAAGUUGGCAGCAUGGCCACCUUCUGCUGUAUUGUCCCAGAUGGUGAACAGUUCGACAAAAUGUAUCUGAGUGGAUCUACAGGCAGAAACAUGAGCACCACCCAGAUCAGUGAGCAGAGAUACACCCUGACUGUGCAGCUGGAGGAAGUUUGGGAUCGCUGUGUGGACGUCUUAUGUGAAACCAAAGAACCUACAAAAAGACAAUACGGAUCUUGUGUUUAUGUUGGCUACCCUCCUGAUGUGAGAGAUCUUCAGUGUGAAACCCGUGAUCUGGAAUCAGUGGAAUGCCUCUGGAAGGAAGGAAGAGACACAAUGGUGAAAGUCAAGAGUCCGACAGUUUAUCAGCUGAAUGAAAGCACAUGUGACUCCAAAUCCAACAGAACAUGCAAGAAAAAGUUCAAAGUUGAAGGUGGUAAGAAGAACUGGACUUUAACAGCUUGGAAUAAGCUUGGAAAGGUGGAGAUCCAAGACGCUGCAGAUCUGACAAAAAGAGUUCACAUGUUGGCUCCACAUGAACUCACAGUUGCUGAUGUCAAUGCCAGGAAUGCCAGCCUUACCUGGAGGUGGAGGGUGCAGCAGUACAGUAACCUGGACCUAACGUGCCAAAUAAACAUCACACACACACAGCGAUAUAUGGAACAUGGAGUCGGACUGAAUGCUACAGUUCUAAUUAAUCUGAGACCAAACUGGAAAUAUAAAGUGAAAGUCCGGUGCAGAACAGCUCAACAUUUCUGGAAAUGGGGCGACUGGAGCCAAAGUGUGACCUUCCACACCGAGGGUGAUGUUCCAGAUGCUCUUGAUGUGUGGAUGAAGAAGGAGGAAAACCAGACUGUGAUUGUUUGGAAGAUGCCUUUGGACAAGCAGAGCCACGGAGACAUCACAGAAUAUGAAGUAACCUGGGCCACAACUGGGGACCUAAAUCAACUGAACAAGACCAGAGUGCAUCCCAGCGUUCACAGAUACACCCUCUGUGCGGACACCAGUGGAGAACACGUCGUCACGGUUACGGCGAGGAACAAACAUGGCAGUUCCCCACCGUCAAACAUCACCAUCCCUGUCAUCAGUCCAAAUAAAACCAGUAUGAACACCUCUUGGAUCACUGGAAGUAAUGGGGGAUUCAACCUGUCCUGGUUUGGCAGUCCAAAAGCGAGUUGUGGCUACAUUGUGGACUGGGUUCCUGCAGUCGGGGAUGGGCCUGUGGACUGGCAAAAACUGCGUCCCAGUCAGACCAGCAUCAGGAUAACAUCAAUAUCCUCAGAGAACCUCGUAGAUGGGCUGAGAUACUCGUUAUCAAUCUACGCCUGCACCCAAACAUCUCCAGUGCUUCUGGAGAAGAAGGAGGGCUACAUCUCAGAGACACGAAUCCAAGAGAAUCUGUUUAACUCACUGAAGUUUAAAUGGAACGGAGCUGAUGUGGAGAUAUCCUGGGAUCCAGUUCCUCUGAAACAGCAGUCCGCUUUUAUCCGUGGAUAUGUUCUGUACUGCCAGGAUAAAAGCAGCCACAGCAUCCGCGUGACCUCAGACAACCCUGAGGACACCAGCCUGACAGCGAAGAACCUGAAGAUCAGCUCCUACACCUUCACAGUGGUGGCCCGGACCGCAGUCGGAGAAUGUGGCAACACGUCUAUCACAGCCGCCUUAAAUUUCCAGACUGACAGCUUCAUCAAGACUUUCUUCAUUUCCCUGGGUGCGGUAUCCAUCCUCCUUCUUCUCAUCACAGUCCUCUGUUACAGACACUGGUCAUGCAUCAAGCAGAAAGUUUAUCCUCAGAUCCCCAAGCCAGACAUGACUGAUUGGCUCACAUCAUCUGUUACAAACGUUCAUCCUUAUCUGCUCAAAGACUCAAGUCAUCACGCUGAGGAGCACAUGGACAUCCCACAACUUCUUUAUAAAUCUGGAGAACCACUGAACAAUAACACCCACCGGAAGCAAAUGGCUUUGAUUUCUUCACAAACUCCCCAGGGUUACCAGAACUUACAUUUGGACACGUCCAACCCAAACAUCCCGUCUCUGCCAGUGUUUUCCAACCCGAUGUAUAACCUGCCGAUGCUGGGUGAGGAUCGGACCCCCACCUCGGAGCUGAAGCUUCAGGUGAAGAAUGAAUACCAGCCUCAAAGUCUGGCUGAGAUAUUUCGUCAGAACCAAACGGACCAGGAUCCUAUCUCCUUUGUUUCGGAGUACAUCAUGACACGUCACAAUGAGACGACAUGAAUCAGCU